Molecule: messenger RNA, 1845 nt
Organism: Solanum dulcamara
Lineage: Eukaryota; Viridiplantae; Streptophyta; Magnoliopsida; Solanales; Solanaceae
Product: delta-aminolevulinic acid dehydratase, chloroplastic
Exons: 13
Coding region: 131-1423 (430 amino acids)
Biological process (GO): heme biosynthetic process
Cellular component (GO): cytosol
Molecular function (GO): porphobilinogen synthase activity; zinc ion binding
Source: RefSeq, a predicted model, not a curated record
AUGACAACUGAAAAUCUAAUCUAUCUUCUUCUUAGAAUUGGCCUUCUUUGUUCAUCUCCAGAUAAGAUUCUGCAACUCUCCUUCUUCUCCCUCUCUUCCUCCAUUCUCAGUGCUGCUUAUCUGAGCAAUAAUGGCUUCCACGGCAAUGUUGAACUCACCUUGUAAUGUUGGAGCUGUAAAGUUUGAGGUGAAACUGAAGCCAUCGCCAAAUUUGUUGUGUGCACGGCCUUCUGUUAAAUUGAAUCAAAGGAGGGUGUUGACCAUUAGAGCUAGCAAGGAAGAGCAUGAUAAUGGGUCUGGCUCAGGGCCCUUGAAAAAGAUGGGCUUGACUGAUGAGGAGUGUGAGGCUGCUGUAGUUGCCGGAAAUGUGCCUGAAGCUCCUCCGGUUCCACCAAAGCCGGCUGCACCUGCCGGUACCCCUAUUGUGUCUUCACUGCCAAUCAAUAGGAGACCACGUCGUAAUCGUAGGUCGUCAGCAGUAAGAGCUGCAUUCCAGGAAACAAAUAUAAGCCCUGCGAAUCUUGUAUAUCCACUAUUUAUUCAUGAGGGUGAAGAGGACACACCUAUUGGAGCAAUGCCUGGAUGUUAUAGGCUUGGAUGGAGGCAUGGUCUUGUUGAAGAGGUCGCAAAGGCCAGGGAUGUGGGUGUCAACAGCAUUGUGCUCUUCCCAAAAGUUCCAGAUGCUUUAAAGACCUCUACAGGAGAUGAAGCUUACAAUGACAACGGAUUAGUGCCUCGAACAAUACGUUUGCUGAAAGACAAAUACCCUGAUCUUGUUAUCUACACUGAUGUUGCUUUGGAUCCAUAUUCAUCUGAUGGACAUGAUGGCAUUGUCAGAGAAGAUGGGGUUAUCAUGAAUGACGAGACUGUGCAUCAGUUGUGCAAGCAGGCAGUUGCUCAGGCCAGAGCAGGAGCAGAUGUUGUCAGUCCGAGUGACAUGAUGGAUGGUCGUGUUGGAGCAAUUCGAGAAGCUCUUGAUGCUGAAGGAUUUCAGCAUGUGUCAAUCAUGUCCUAUACGGCAAAGUAUGCAAGCUCCUUUUAUGGACCUUUCAGAGAGGCUUUAGAUUCAAAUCCACGUUUUGGAGACAAGAAAACUUAUCAGAUGAACCCCGCAAAUUACAGAGAAGCAUUAGUUGAGAUGCAAGCAGAUGAGUCUGAAGGAGCUGAUAUUCUUCUUGUUAAACCAGGUUUGCCUUAUUUGGAUAUUAUUAGGCUUCUUCGGGAUAAAUCUCCUUUGCCCAUAGCUGCCUAUCAGGUCUCAGGUGAAUACUCGAUGAUUAAAGCAGGUGGGGUUCUGAAAAUGAUUGAUGAAGAAAGGGUUAUGAUGGAAUCAUUGAUGUGCCUUCGACGAGCUGGUGCUGACAUCAUUUUGACCUAUUUUGCUCUGCAAGCCGGUAGAUGCCUGUGUGGAGAGAAGAGGUAAAAGCUAGCCGAAUCAUAAAAGGAAUUCAUGUACGAAGAAGAUUUUCGAGUGAACUUUGUAGAUUAGUUGAUGUGAGUUUGAUUUUCAAAAAGUAGCAGAAUUGACUAUUAGUCGAGGGUCUAUCGGAAACAGACUCUCUACCUCACAAUGGUAGAGGUAAGGUCUGCAUACAUCCUACCCUCUCCAGACCCCACUCGUGGGAUCACAUUGGGUAUGCUAUUGUAAUUGACUACGUUGUUUCUGUAUUGUGUUAUUUUCUUGGCUACUCAAGCGGCGAAUGUGUUUAGGAUUAUUUGAUGUGAGCUUGAUUUAGAGGGAGAGUAUAUUCUCUUUGUAACCAUUUUGUGUAUUUGCUAGCUCAACAUUAUAAGUUAUUAAUAAAAAAAAAAAUUUAAAAAUGAGUUAAUUGUUUCAACUUCCAA